CUGGAAAAGUCUUCGAUUUUGUACAGAGAAGCGAAACGAACGGACUGCGUUGGUCAGAGUUCGUGACGGAGUUUCAAAGGAACUCGAGGUUUUCGCUGUUAUUACGCGAUAUGCCCUUGAUGCCUAGGAGCGACGGACGUGAAAGAAGACCGGUUUUUUGGCGAUCAGCUCUGCCCUGGUCCUCUCACCUGCAGUUUAUGUGGCAGGUUCUAAUGGUGCUGACCAUCCUGUGUGUGGUCCUUCAGUUACUGAGCGCUGCUCGCCAAUCCAGGUUAUUCAGUCCAACUGAUGAACAGUUGAUCAGGCCCCUUUCUGUCAAACAGCAAAAUGGGGAAGCCCUUCGACCUGUCACUGUAGCCCUUGACCCAGAUCAAAUAGACUACCUUUUCUUCCAAUGGAAAAAUGGCAAAGAGGAGGGGCUUACCUCAGAUAAGAAAUGGGGACAAGCCAUGGAGCCUAUAAACAACAAUCUGGAUGGAACACCGACUGGUCACCUCCCCAACACAAUUAACAGGAUCAUGGCACCAAAUGAGUAUCACCUAGCAACUAAGGCACCUCUACCUAGAGACCUUAAGGAAAUGGACCCUAAGCAAUCAACAACCCUAAACCAAAAAUAUGAAAACAUUCCAAGUACACCAAUAUAUGAUCCUCCAAAGGAACUUCACAAAACAGAACGGUUGAGUCCUCAUGUUGAGUCCUUGCACUUGUACAGACAACCCUUUCAUUUACUGAAUCACAACAAAAGUGAUUCAUGUCACCCGCAAAACCACAUUGUCUUCCUAAAGACCCACAAGACUGCCAGCAGCACUAUCCUCAACAUCCUAUUUCGCUACGGGGACAGUCGAAACCUGACGUUUGCCCUUCCGGCGAACAUGUACAGCCAGCUGUACUAUCCCAAUUUCUUCUUGCCUUACUUUGUGGAGGGUGUGAAUCCCCGCAGGGUGACCGAGUUUCACAUCAUGUGCAAUCAUAUGCGCUUCAAAGGGCUUGAGGUAAGGAAGGUGAUGCCUGUGGACACAUUUUAUUUCUCCAUCCUGCGGAAUCCUUUAUCUAUGAUGGAAUCCCUCUUUACAUAUUACAAAAGCACUCAGGCAUUCCACAGUUUCAAGACCCUCCAGGAUUUCCUUCUUGAUGGUGGCCAGUCCUACAAUGCCUCUUUCCCCAGUAACCACUAUGCACGCAACAUUUUGACCUUUGACUUUGGCCUGGACAACUCAGCUCCGGUGAACAAGUCAGAGCUGGUCAAAUUCAGCACCUCCCUUAUUGCUACCGUGGAGAGUAAUUUUCACCUGAUCCUAAUCUCUGAAUACUUUGAUGAGUCAAUGGUUCUGCUCAAACAUGCCCUUUGCUGGACACUGGAGGACGUUGUGUCAUUCCGACUGAACAGUCGCAGUGAAAAGUCUCGGAGUAAGCUGACCCCAGAGGUGGCUGAGAAAGUGAAACAGUGGAGCUCGCUAGACUGGCACUUGUACCAGCAUUUCAACAGAUCUUUUUGGCAACGCAUAGACACAGUACUGGGACACGCUAAGCUCAGAGAGGAGGUCAAGCUUUUAAGGGCAAGGAGGGCAGAGCUUGAGAAAAUAUGCCUUUUAGGGGGCGGUGCUGUCGAUCCUGAGCAAGUGCACGAUUCAUCAGUAAAACCUUUUCAAUAUGGUACAGCAGUUAUACAGGGCUACAAUAUUCGUCCAGGGCUAAACAAUGACACACAUCAUCUCUGUCAGAGGAUGAUUACUCCUGAGCUGCAAUAUACCAGAGCCAUGUACACUAAGCAGUUUCCUGAUCUUGCUGCUAAACAUAAAGCCAAAAUAGCUGCCACUAGAUACUCAAGAUCAACUACAAGAAACAGCACUAGCACAAACAGUGCCUUGAAACGUGACUUAAACAUAAAAAACAAGACAGGUGCUGAUGAAAAUAUUGCUUUACAAAUUAAAGCAAAUUUGCAUGUCAGACGUACAGGUGCAUAAUGCUAAUUAAUAUAUGUUAGCAAAGGUAUUGCUAGCACUGCUGGCACAGCACAAGACAACUCCAGUAAAACAACGCCAUGUAAACACAGAAGAAGCAACACAAAAUUCAUAUUCAGGUUGCACUUGAAUCAAUCCACUGCAUGUUAAACAUGUCUUAGCUACAUGCAGUUUGAAUACCUAUUCUACUAAAGCUGAAAGAAAAUGGAAGCGCAUUUAAACAUGGAAGCACUGAGAUACUGGGAGCGACCAAUGUGACCAGACAGAGUAGUGCAUAGCACAAGCCAUUUUCCUAACACUCAACAAACAUUCCAACAAUUUUUUUCCUUGAGAACCCAAGUAUUCCUGCAUAUACUUGUUAUGUUAAUAUGAAGUUUAUCCCUGCUCCUGAAAAAAGGACUUUCAGUUGAACACCUGUAUGCAUCUCAAAUACUACACAGGUAAAGCGCAGAUAAAUUAAGGAAGAAGAGCAGGCUAACAACUUAUCAGGGAUCUUUUUAAAUAUAAAAAUCAACCAUGCCCUUUGCAUUGAUUUGUUUUUCAAGUUUCUGCUGUACUUGGGGUAGAAAGUUGGCUGGUGCAUGCAUAUUUUAGGGGUGUAAAUUUGAAUCUGUUAUGUAAGAGUCUAGGAUUUUUGGAAUUGGUCCAUUUUAUGACCCUGUUUUGAAUAUGCACAUUUACAUCUGAAGGAGGUGACAACAGUGUUUAAGGUUCAUGGUGAUAGUUCCAUGUACCAAACUCCUUAAUCAAGGUACCACCUUUAAAAAACAUAGACACAAUAAGAGCCAAGAUCAGCAUUUCUACAGAGUUAUUAGAGACAUGUGACUUGUGAGUAAGGCUGAUUUGUGGAAUUCAAUGAAGAUUUAAUAUUAAAUAAAAAUGCUUUGUAAUAAAUACAAAAUCUUCUGAAGACAGAUAUAUCCUCUUCAAUUUUUUUUUAACCUUUUAAAGAGUGAUAGCCUUUCAUGUAUAAAACCAAAGUUAAACCUUGUUACAAUUGUUCAAAUGAUUUAAGGCUUUAUUUUACAUUCUGUUGAAAAACAAAAUAAUGUCUUUAAACCUUAGGAAUAAUGGUGUGUAAUAUCUGUUUGUUGGUUUGCUUUACUAAAAGCAGCCCCCCUUUGUGGCAUCUUAUAU
Messenger RNA from Electrophorus electricus (electric eel), 3098 nucleotides. It is a transcript of the gene gal3st2, whose product is annotated as galactose-3-O-sulfotransferase 2. Gene Ontology annotation, molecular function: galactosylceramide sulfotransferase activity. NCBI's taxonomy places the organism in Eukaryota, Metazoa, Chordata, Actinopteri, Gymnotiformes, Gymnotidae. Gene Ontology annotation, cellular component: membrane. The record is from RefSeq and is a predicted model, not a curated record. Gene Ontology annotation, biological process: glycolipid biosynthetic process.